Aspergillus sclerotioniger CBS 115572 is the source of this 609-nucleotide messenger RNA. RefSeq lists its product as uncharacterized. The record is from RefSeq and is a predicted model, not a curated record. The transcript has a single exon. NCBI's taxonomy places the organism in Eukaryota, Fungi, Ascomycota, Eurotiomycetes, Eurotiales, Aspergillaceae. The coding region runs from base 1 to 609 and encodes 202 amino acids.
AUGUCCAACCAGAUCUGGAAACACGACGAAGAGGCCUGGAGCACAUGGCUCGCGGGCUAUUUCCCCCACAGUGAAGGCUACACCAUCGAAUCUACCGGAGACAAUAACGCAAAGAGGGAGUCUCUGAGAUUUGAAGUCUACACGGACAAUCAUUAUUAUGAAGUGAUGGAUCCGGUACUUGGCCCAUCACGACAUCUAGUGAGCUACAACUUCUUCACGCUCCUUAUUGAACCGAAAUGUUGGCUCGAGGUAUGUGAAACCAUACUGGAAACACACUGGUCGGGGACUAGGAAGGAUGCACCUAGCCGGGUUGACCUGGUGGGAGCCGUGCGCCUCAGAGGCAGGUUUUAUUUCUACAGGGGGAGAUUCUCUGGCCCUGGCCAGAAAGUUAAACCACUCAGGCUUGGACGGGGAUACGACUUAGUACACUUCAAUAUAUAUUCCAAACCAGAUCAUACUGUUGAAGUUGCUGGCACCCAGCAAGCUGUGGUGGAUCGUAUCUCUUACCGUAUCAAGGAGCAGUUGAAUCCUGCUACCAAUAGGGUGAGUGGUAUGGAUUGUGAUUUUACUCCGGAGGGGAAGCUUACAGAGACUGGAUUGGAAAGAUAG